Prorocentrum cordatum is the source of this 1933-nucleotide messenger RNA. Lineage: Eukaryota; Dinophyceae; Prorocentrales; Prorocentraceae. The record is from the annotation of a GenBank genome assembly.
CGACGCCCUCCCGGCCCAGGGCGGCGGCCUGCCGCGCGCGCAGCGCCGACAGCGGCAUGGCGGCCCGCCGAUGACGGCCGAUGGCGUCCCGCCGGCCGCCGCCGCAGCGGGUGAGCCUGCCGCUGGUCCUCAGCGGCGCGGCCACGCCCGGCCUGCAGGCGACGUGCGUUGCCGAGCCGGGCCUGGACCUCGAGGCGUACCCCAAGAGCAACGAGGCGCUGACGUCGCUGACGGCUCCCCCGGAGGAUGAGACGUUCUCGGUCCGCUACAUGGCCACCGCCGACGACCCGCCGCCGCCGCCCACGCCCCAGCGCCCCGCCGCAGAGCGGCCGGAGCAGGGGCGCGCCCGGGGAGGCCUGCCGCGGGAGGGCGAGCCGUUCGAGGCCGACGAGCUGCCCUGGCAGACUGGCGCCAGCCAGGCCGCCGCCUGCGCGCCGCCGGGGCGGGCGGCGCCCCCGUCGGGCGACCUCGACCUCUGCAUGGGAGUGGCGGAGCGCCCCUCGCUGGGCCCCGGCGCGCGUGGGCCCUCCAGGUGGCCGUGCGCACUGCCCGGGUCGCCGGGGCCCCUCGCGGACUGCGGCGCGCUGCAGCGGAGCGCCGGGCUGGUCCGCUGCGGAUCUGCACGGUCUGUGAGAUCUGCGGCUUCCACCAAGACUGCCAGCGACAUUUUCGAUUCGGCGCUCCUCAAGACGCCAGACGGAGCCCGCGCGCCGUCCUCGGCCAGCAGCGCGAGGUCACGGGUCCUGGUGGUCGAGAGCCCACCAGGCUCCUCGCCUCUCGGAGGCCCCUUCGCCGGCGCGCCGAGCUGCGCCGGCGCCGUGCUCGGCCCGGCCGGCGGUCCUCGACUGCGACGGCCCCGCCGGGAGGAGCUGGCAGAGCGCUCCCGCUGGUGGGACGGCUGCGACGCUGCUGCCUGGGAGCUCCAGGUCUCUGGCCUCGUCGUCCACGGCAGCACCGUCGCUGCCCAGCGCUCCAGGGGGCCCCACGCUGCCGCCGGGGGCGCUGCUGGCGGAGAAGGAGCGGCAGCUGCGGCGCCUCCGGGCCCAGCAGCAGCACCCGCGGCACCAGGCGCCGUCGCGACCUGCAUCGGGCGAGCUGCGGCUGGCGUCGCCAGCGGCUUCGUCGCAGUGGCUUGGCUCCGCGUCCCAGCUGUGCCUCUCGGGCGAGUUGGCGCCGUCGAUGCUGCCGCCGGAGGACACGCUCGAGGAGCAGUGGGCCGAGGGCUGGGAGGAGUACUGACGCUUUUUUUGUUUGGCUUGGGGACAUACCCCUAUCCCUAAGACUGGCAUCGCAUUAUCUUGGUGUUGAUCUUGAGGAUUCUCUCAGCUUCUGUCGAAGAACAAGAGGCGGCGUACACAACAACCUCAUGGCUGUGACAAAGCUUCUUCGUCUACGAUGGUUUCACUUCCCGAGGGCGCAUCGCUAGAAUUUUCAUCAUCUUGGCCUUUGUAGCCGUCGGGGCAGCAGUGAGCUCGAGGCUCUCUGGCCUGCCGCGGUAGUGCCCGCGGCUGGCUCAGCAGCGGGCCGCCACGGGCACGUCCUGCGCGGGCUGGCUGCGAAGUUGAAUUUUGCUUUGCUCAUUCGUUUCAAGGUGUCGCCGUGAAGCCUUCGCGACAAGUUUGUAACCAUGCCAGGCGUGUGUGUCUACUUGGAGACUCGGGGCCGAAGCUCAGGGACAACGUUCGGGGAAAUGGCUCUGCUCGGCAUCACUUCUCACCCUGCGACGCGCAGGACACAAUGACAUUUGGCGACGCGCAAAAAGGGGCUCCUGCGAGGUGGUCGACCUCAGAAAGAAGGAGUGACUCAAGAGGGUCUUGUCUCUCAACGACUGUGCGUCCCGCACCUUCUAAGAAGUGCGUGGCCUCCAGAGUUUGAUGGAGUUAUUCACCGUUUGGCAGCGGUCUGCAAAAGGUAUUCGACGGUUUUGGAAGGC